Molecule: messenger RNA, 3435 nt
Organism: Lindgomyces ingoldianus
Lineage: Eukaryota; Fungi; Ascomycota; Dothideomycetes; Pleosporales; Lindgomycetaceae
Product: RNB-domain-containing protein
Exons: 3
Coding region: 30-3218 (1062 amino acids)
Biological process (GO): mRNA catabolic process
Cellular component (GO): P-body; exosome (RNase complex)
Molecular function (GO): 3'-5'-RNA exonuclease activity; RNA binding
Source: RefSeq, a predicted model, not a curated record
CUCGGAGCUCCAAAGACCGACGAAGAGGCAUGCUAUAUCCUCGACCAGCUUCUACGCCCUUUGCAGACGUCUGUUGGAGUUGUCGUAUUCGAAUUGCUGGUCAGCAGCGCGGCCUUUCUGAAAUUGUGACAGCUCGACAUCUCUCACCCUUCAUACCAGGAUCCCGCCCUAAGUUUCGAUUGAAUGCGUUGGGCUUGCAAGCAUUGACGCGACAAUCGUUUCAUGCAUCCCAAUUCCGCCCUCGAGCUUCAGUUGUAGCUGCGACGACUGACCCCUCUUCACUCUCCACUCCCGAUUCCCUUCCCCUCCAUGCCCGCACAAGCCCAACUCGGAAGGCGUUGCAAAGGUGGCAGGAUGAAUAUGGCGGACCGAAUGAAGACGACCUCAGAGCCUUCCCGAACCAUCCGGCGUCUGGAGAAACAUCGAACAACCUGGCAAGGAUGAACUUCCCAGGCAAGUCUGAUGAUGAUUUCAAUGAACCUUUUGACAACGAUGAGGAUGAAAUGAUCACCAUCGGCCUCUUCCUUAAGCCUGGUGAUGUUGUCGAGUUGAGAAUGCAAUCACGCGAGCCUGUUCUCGCCGCCUUCGUUCAAGAUCUUCAAAGUGUGUCCCAAUUUUAUACAGCCACUGGGAAAUGGUGCCAUACCAAUUUGCAAAACAUACGAUUCGCUAUUCCUGGCUGCAUUGAUCCGGCAUUGGUCAAACCCAUCAUCCCAUACUUGCCUACCAAGUUGGACACCCUCGACAUCAAACGGGCUAUGCAUGUGCCGCUGGCUUUAGGCGCCCCUGUGUUGAGUAUCCUUGAACGGCUGACCAACCAAUCCGAAGACAUAUACCGAGGAAACGCUCAUGUCCUAGACAGCGCCUACUCAACUCUUGCCGAUCAGACACGUACGCGGAUGAUGACCUUGACCCAGAUUGCCAAGACUCUACUUGGACGCAAUGAUCCGGCCUGGAAACCCUCUCCGCCGGCACUUCUUGCAGUUCGCAAGGCAUUAAUGCACAACGAGUUCCGCUUUAGAUCCGACUAUCGUAGCCAACGUUUGACCAAUGUUUUCGCCAUUAGACCAAAAGGUGAAGUUGAAGUCAUCGAGGCCGUUCGGGACUGGGUGCGGCAAUAUCUCGAGCACGAGGCUCAACGAACGACCCAGACUAUCCCUAAUUCCUCAUUCAAGGCACAAAAUCCGCCCGAGGCGGUAACUUACAUAGCUCAGUUCAUCGAAAAGGCCCGUCGUCUGAUUGCCCGGAGCCGUGAGCUGCGAGAUCCUCUUGAAGGAUUUGUCGGCCCCUGCAAAGCCCGACUUGCGCACAAAGAGAAGUCGCCCGCGAUGCACAUCACAUGGGGUGAGGAGUUUAGCACCACAGAUAAGCAAAUCAUCACCUUUCUCCAGGCCUGGGUGUUGAUGAUGCAGUUCCACAAUAUUCCCAGUUUGCAGUCUGCCGGUGUAGCACUCCUCCAGGCAACUGGAUGCUACGAAAAAUACAAUAAGUUUAGAGACAGACUCGACAAGAUGAAUAUGAGCACUGGUCAUUUGUUCCUGCAAGAGAUUGGAGUCAUCACACCGUAUGAAAAUAGGAUACUCCACGACGAGUCACUCAUGCUGCCUACUGUCCGUCUAUCCCGUAACCUAGAACUUCUCACCACCAAAGCAGAGUUGACCCGACGACAACCGGACUUCCGCGACUCCAUGGCAGAACUGCGCCGGGACUGGGGUGCAAUGAAUGUGUACUGUAUCGAUAAUCCUGGUUCUAAAGAAAUAGACGACGGUCUUUCUAUAGAGAAAGUCCAGGGGAAGAAGUCCGAUUACUGGAUCCAUGUUCAUAUUGCGAAUCCGACGGCCUUUUUCGAUAAAACUCAUGUGUUGUCGGGCCUCGCGGCGCACAUGACUGAGAGUGUGUAUGUCCCCGAGCGGUCGUUUCCCAUGCUGCCUACAUGGGUCACGCAAAACUAUUUCAGUCUUGAUCGCAAUCGGCCAGUACUCACAUUCAGCACGAGAGUAGACUUAGCCGGGAAUAUUUUAGAGACUAAGAUCCAACCAGGUAUCAUUAGGCAGGUUAUACAUGUCUCGCCGGUGGAGGUAGCCGAAAUCCUCGGGGAGCAACCACUCGCCUCCGUCCGGACAUUCGUUGUGGGUGGAGAGAUUCCAGAUUCGUACAAGACUCAGCCGCGCAAACAACUUCCCCCUAGCCAGGUCCAGGAACUACGAGACUUCUACACCGUUGCCCGUUCUCUAUGGGAGAGGCGUAAGGCAGCCGGUGGAAUCCGUGGCGCAACAAUGCUCGCUGAGCCUCAUGUUUUCGCCAAACCGGGGCGGAAAGGGUUAGAUUGGGCUCCACCAUCUACUGAUAGGGCUCGAUACAUUCAUGGUGACCCCAUCAUUGAGUUGAGGAGUCAGUUAGGCCGACGGACUCUUAACCAGGACCUUGACGCGACCAACAUCACGGAGGAAAUGAUGAUACUCGCCGGUCAUGCAGCUGCCUCUUGGUGUGCAGUGCGAGGUAUUCCCGUCAUGUUCAGGGGAACAAUUGAAAUGCCCAGGCGACCCGGUGUUUUGUCUCUGGAUGAAUUCAAAGAAAAAAUUCUGCAACCUUAUUUGGAUAGAGAUGCCGAAAUUUCUCCCCUACUAUUACUCCAAUACCUGCAAGCCGUUGGUCGGGCCAUAACGCAUACUUCGCCCAUAGUGCAUAAAAUGAUUGGAGUUGAGAGCUAUCUCAAGAUCACGAGUCCUCUACGGCGAUUCAGUGAUAUGAUCUCACAUUGGCAGAUUGAAGCUGCUCUCCGACACGAAGCUCGAACUGGGAAGAAAUUCAGCGCCGACGAAGUUCAAAACGCUGCCCGACCAAUCCUCCCAUUUUCCCAUCGACAAGUGCAAGAGUCCAUCAUUACUCUCUCGCCAAGAGAGAACCUCAUUACGAAAACCAAAAAAAUCUCCAACUUGUUUUGGGCAACACAGGCAUUCAUGCGAGCGUUCUACUUCAAAGAAGCAGAGCUUCCCAAAACCUUCAAAGUCUGGGUGAAGAAGACGAAGGAGAAUUUUCUCAUGGUAGAGACUAUUAUAAUCGAAUUAGGGGUUACGGUUCACUUGGAGAGGCUGAAUGAAGAUAUGCGCGUUGGUGACGAGUGGGAAGUUGAGAUUUAUUUUGUUAGUGCCUUCCUCAAAGAGAUUUUUGCACGGCCAAUUCGGCUUGUGGAACGACCGACCUGGACGCUAUCCUAGAGAGCUCGAGCAGGUCCGAGAAAGUUGUUAGUAUCUGGCGUUGGGCAGGUACAAGCUAUUGUACUAUAAAGCUCUUACCAGCAAUUGCCAUUGCAUUCGAAGAUGGUAGGGCAGAGCUUCGUGUGGCUUUGGCCUUCUUUCUGUUCUUCAGUAGCUCCAAGGCUUCCACCACGUCGCGUAUUGCGUGCGACAUCAGUCGAGGUGGCGUUAGUUGUGG